AUGGAAGGAGCCGAGUUUCCUAAUGGAAGUCAGGAAAAUUGCCCAGAAUUUUCUGAGUUCUUUCAAGAGGAUAGAUUGCUUCCAUUUAAUAUGCAUCCCGAUUUUCAAUCGAGAGAGGUAUAUGAGGCUUCCCAGAUACAUUCGAAGCCAGAGCUGACUUUUGAUGAAAGUCAAAGGCAUCGAAGCGACAUCCGAAAAAGUGAGACAAGAUAUUCCUACUUUGAUGUCGAUUUAUUUAAGCUUCAAUUAAGCCGCACGCUUUCACAAUCUACGCGACACAAAGAAAGUAGCUGUAUGAAACGAGCAAUUACCGAGCUGGAGGAGUUUGAAAAAAGGGAUGCCAUUAUUAGCAAGGAAAAUAGACGUCUUUGUUUAGAAGAACUCCUUCAAAACUAUAAAAACGAAACGCCCACGGAUUGUAACCAAGAAGAGAACAUUGAUUAUACCGAUUCUAAUGAUAUCUAA
Schizosaccharomyces cryophilus OY26 is the source of this 465-nucleotide messenger RNA. RefSeq lists its product as uncharacterized. The record is from RefSeq and is a predicted model, not a curated record. The transcript has a single exon. Bases 1 to 465 code for a protein of 154 amino acids. NCBI's taxonomy places the organism in Eukaryota, Fungi, Ascomycota, Schizosaccharomycetes, Schizosaccharomycetales, Schizosaccharomycetaceae.